AUGCUACCUACCACUCAACUUCUCUCCUCCUCCAAAUCGCCAUCCAGUACACCUAAGAUGCUGGAAACAUUCUCUUCAAUGGCAAACCACUGUUGCGAUCUGAUUGGUCGCUGCAUCACCGCCACGACCAGCCGGAAACCUAUUGCCGGCUACAAAACCGCACUGCCAUCCUGGUUUCGAGUAGAUAAACUUUCAGCUGUGUUUUGCUCGCUGAGAAGUGUACCUGGCGCUAGCUUUAUGAUUGUUGUUCUAGCUGGCUGGGCUGGGCUGGAUACAUAG
Messenger RNA from Morchella sextelata, 279 nucleotides. RefSeq lists its product as uncharacterized. NCBI's taxonomy places the organism in Eukaryota, Fungi, Ascomycota, Pezizomycetes, Pezizales, Morchellaceae. The record is from RefSeq and is a predicted model, not a curated record. The coding region runs from base 1 to 279 and encodes 92 amino acids. The transcript is spliced from 3 exons.